Molecule: messenger RNA, 1049 nt
Organism: Pseudogymnoascus verrucosus
Lineage: Eukaryota; Fungi; Ascomycota; Leotiomycetes; Thelebolales; Thelebolaceae
Exons: 3
Coding region: 284-853 (189 amino acids)
Source: RefSeq, a predicted model, not a curated record
CACACACACACACUGCGUGCGGUAAGGCUGGUGAACGCCCAGGCACCGUUCUGACAUGUGAGAGAGAGCCUCGGUGACGUUUUGGACCUGGGGCAUCGAUCCUCUCGAUAAUGCGCGCGCCAAAUGCGCAAUGCAUAUAUGCAUGCGUGGAACCGCAGUUUUAUGGGGUGUGUUCUGCUUGUGGAAACUCUAAAAUCAUUCCAUCCUCUGUCCUCUCCUGCGAAAAACACCGCUCAUCAUCAAAUUCAAGACUUCCAGAAAGAAUUAGACCAAUAUCCUCAAAAUGGCCGCUCCCGCUGAAUACACGAUUGCCAACCUGAACGGUCAAUGGGUUCUUAACAAGACCCUCUCCGACGCGACCGAGCCCGUCCUCACCCUCCAGGGCGUCGGCUGGCUCAAGCGCAAGGCCAUCGGCCUCGCGACCAUCACUCUCUCCAUCACCGAGAAGGUCGUGGACGGCCUCACCAUCAUCGACAUUGAGUCUACCGGCACCGGCGGCAUCCAAGGCACCGCCGAGCACCGCGAGCUGAACUGGAGCGAGCGCGAGCACGAGGACCACGUCUUCGGUCCGCUGACCGGCCAGACCAAGUGGCUCGACAACAAGGGCGCUGACUGGGAUGCCCUGGACUCGUUCCAGAAGGAGGGAUGGCUCGAUGAGAGGGUUGGCCCCAACGGCGAGCCGCACAUCCUGACUACCGCUGUCAGCAAGACGAAUGGCUGGACUGCUAUCCAGGUCUGGGGUUUCACUGAGCUCAACGGCGUCAGGUACUACACCAGGAAGGUGGUCAUCACCAAGGGGAGCGAGGUGUUGAAGGUCAGGAUCUUCUACGACUUUGCUGGCCCAAAGGCCUAGAUGGGCGCUGGACGCUGGGGUUGAUGGAGUAGGGUGGACAGACGGACAGGCAGACUGCACAUAUGGGUUGCGCGAUUCAUUGCUAGCGGGUUACCCUAGAAACCGCGUGGGUUAGAGGUUAUAACUAAAAACCAUCGAGAAUACCCAAGUACCUCCCGAGGACACGUAGUGGACAUCUUUUUUGAGAUAUAAUCGG